AUGAAGGAGGCAGUGGCAAAUCUACAUCCUUUGUUAGACCACGAAGGUCGCGAACUUCCGGAGCAAAGGGAUGUUGUCCGCUUCAUUCGCGUCAUUGCAAUUAUAAUGGGAAAUCAGGUUAACAUACCACAUCCACCAGAACCACCAGCACGAAACGAACACGUAGGUAAAUGGUUUGGCCGUGAUAUCUGUGAAAUAGAUGAUGAAAAUUUGACACAAUUUGUUGGACAAGAUGGGAGAACCGUUGACCUCAAGGAAAUCCACAAUAGCUUGAGACGAACAGGACCAAAGACUCCAGAAGAAUUUUUCGCAAACUUUAUGACGAUGCUUCUUGUGCAGAAUCAAAUUUCGAAGAAUAGCCAAAGAGAUACAAGCAAGAAGAGAUGGGGAUCACGAAGACUUCUUUAG
This is a messenger RNA of Cylicocyclus nassatus, 408 nucleotides long. The record is from the annotation of a GenBank genome assembly. NCBI's taxonomy places the organism in Eukaryota, Metazoa, Nematoda, Chromadorea, Rhabditida, Strongylidae.